UCCAUUUCAUUUCCUCCAAGUUGUAGUUUUCAGUCACACUUUCUUCCUCUUCUUAAUUUCCACUACUCUCCAAAUCAAAGCAUUACGCAAUCAACAUGGCCGGAACUUCUCCGUGCGCUUCCUGCAAGUUGCUGCGACGCCGAUGCGCCAAAGACUGCAUUUUUGCUCCUUUCUUUCCUUCAGAUGACCCCCACAAGUUUGCCAAUGUUCACAAGAUCUUUGGUGCCAGCAAUGUUAGCAAAAUGUUGCAGGAGCUUCCGGUUCAUCAGAGAGCAGAUGCAGUGAGCAGUUUAGUGUAUGAAGCAAAUGCAAGAAUGAGGGACCCAGUGUACGGAUGCGUUGGGGCCAUCUCUUACCUGCAAAACCAAGUCUCCGAGCUACAAAUGCAGCUUGCUGUGGCUCAAGCUGAGAUCCUUUGCAUCAAAAUGCAGCAUGAGCCCAUGGUCCCUCCACAACAGAUAAUGGACGGGCCAGAUGAUCAGAAAUCGUAUUUUCUCCACAACAACAAUCUCGCUCAGUACCUCAGUUUUCCCCCUUCCAGCAAUGUAAUCCAUGACUCUCUCAAUAGGGAGAACAUUUUCGGACACGACAUGGUUUCUUAAUAAAGUUUGUAAUAACAUGUAUUAGGCUUUUAAAUAACUAAUUAGUGUGUUCUAAAUUUUUCUUCGCUGAGUAGGUCUUCUAAUAAUGAUUUCGCUGAUCGUUUGAAA
This is a messenger RNA of Malus domestica (apple), 710 nucleotides long. RefSeq names its product LOB domain-containing protein 12-like. Lineage: Eukaryota; Viridiplantae; Streptophyta; Magnoliopsida; Rosales; Rosaceae. The record is from RefSeq and is a predicted model, not a curated record.